Messenger RNA from Octopus bimaculoides (California two-spot octopus), 1612 nucleotides. RefSeq lists its product as uncharacterized. NCBI's taxonomy places the organism in Eukaryota, Metazoa, Mollusca, Cephalopoda, Octopoda, Octopodidae. The record is from RefSeq and is a predicted model, not a curated record.
UUUCAAUUUCUCUCUCCCUCUCUCUCUUUCAGGGAGCAGUGCAUUUUCAGGAAGGCAAUGAAUUUGAAGUUCUCAUCAACAUCACUGCUCCUACAGUAGAAGAUGCCUAUUCUGUCCAUAUUGAGCUGGUUGAAUAUAAAGAGGGACUUUUGCUUCAGUUGUAUCAAAGACCACUGAAUGGACAUGUGCCUGGUCUAAAAUGGGUUUUCCUAACAGUAGGCAUUUCUACAAUGAUAUCAUUCUUCUUUGCUUUGAUUUGUGCUAAUUCAUGGAAUAAAUCCCAGGGGUUUUUAGAUGUUAGUGGUCAGCCUACAGAGUGCUAUGAUAUGACACAACAGCCCAUGAUGUAUAGAUCCCGCAACAGUAUGUAUUUAGCAUCACAGGGUGGUGACCUACCUCUUCAUGCUGAAGAAGAAGCUGACAACAAUCAAAAUGAAGAUACAUUAAAAGGUGUUCCGGAGAUGCCUGAGGAAGAAGAAGCCGAAGCUCUUAGAAUGGGUGGAGGUAUGCUACUACUUCAUGCAGAAGAAGAAGAAGCUGACAUCUACCAGAAUGAAGAUACAUUAAAAGGUGUUCCCGAAAUGCCAGACGAGGAGGAGGCAGACACUCUUAGAAUGGUAUGAUAUUGCUACUGAAGUUUUCGAAUUCAAAUAGAUAUUGGUCGUCUACAUCUCCUUGCCAAAAUGUUUGAAAAUAAAGAUCCCAGUUCAAAUAUUUAGGUUGAUGGUUUUUGUUGUAUAUAUUUUUGUCAACUUUAGGUAUUGAUUAUAUGAAUUUAGGUUGGCAGUCUUUUCCAGUUCCCUGCAAAAAUUAGUAUCAUAUAAAAAAGCUUUAAACUUUUAUUAGGGAAUUUUGGGGGAGAAAUCAAGUGAUAGGAUAGAUUUCAAAUAGAUAUUAUCAUACCAUAAGCUUCAAAUAAAUGAAAUGAUGGCAAUCUGGAUUGUUCUAAGUUGAUAAAUAAUUAGACUUCAAUGAAAAUUAAAACUGAGUAUAGAUUUCAAGAAAUAUUAGUGAUUUAUGAUGAUAGGAAAAAAAAAAGUAUAUUUAUAUUAUUAUCAUUAAACAUAAUUAAAAAUUAAAUGUUUUGUAUUGAGCAUGUAAAAGUAUCUAAAAUUUACUAUAAGUAAAGAAUGAAUUUCUCACAUACAUAUGAGUCAUUAAGAUAACAUCUUUUGAACAACAAAACCUCCUUAAUCCUUAAUAAUAGUUUGGAAAGUAGUCAUCAUUAAAUUUUGGAGUGUUUCAUAACCAAAGUGAAGUUUUCAGCUACUUCUCUAAGUAAUGCAAUAAUUUAAAUAUGUAAGCUCUUCAUUAUGUUUUAAAAUUUCUCUUAGUACAGUCCAUCUUGUAUUCUUAAUAUAUGAAAACAGCACUUUGCAAAUGACAAUCACCUUUCCAUGAACUUAGAAGCAUGAAAGCAGAUCAACAGAAUUAUGCAUGUGGAAAUGCUAAACACACUCACACACUUUCCCUAUCUUUCUCUUUCACAUAUGUACACUUGUGCAUUGUUGCUUAUACUACUGAGUUUAAUACAUCAUGUUUUAUGCUGCCACAUUUGAAAAUGAUAAUAUAGAAAAAAGAAGUGAAAUUCCUUUUUACAUUACAUCUUUAU